Molecule: messenger RNA, 999 nt
Organism: Fusarium poae
Lineage: Eukaryota; Fungi; Ascomycota; Sordariomycetes; Hypocreales; Nectriaceae
Exons: 9
Coding region: 1-999 (332 amino acids)
Molecular function (GO): methyltransferase activity
Source: RefSeq, a predicted model, not a curated record
AUGGCUCAAACACACCAAGUUCCUUCGGCGGUUAUUGUGCCUGAUGAGCUCGGCAAUGAUACGGACUCUUCACUUGGCGAAGAAGUUCUCUCGUCCACUACAAGCAUCUCCAGCUCAAUUUUAAACUAUCGUCGCGAAAAUGGGAGGACAUACCACGCAUACAAAGACGGAAAAUACGUUCUUCCCAAUGACGAGGCAGAAAAUGAGAGACUAGACCUUCAACAUAAUCUGUUUCUACUUACUCUAGACGACAGGCUUGGUCUAGCUCCUCCAAACGAACCUGAUUCCAAAGCGAAACACGUUCUGGAUAUUGGAACGGGAACUGGGAUCUGGGCCAUCGACUAUGCUGAUGAACAUCCAGAAACGCAAGUAAUUGGCGUGGAUUUGUCUCCCAUCCAGCCAGCAUUCGUGCCCCCAAACCUAACCUUCAUGAUUGAGGAUAUUGAAGAUGAAUGGAACUAUUCCCAUUCGUUUGACUAUAUUCACAGUCGCUUCAUGUCAUCCGCUAUCGCAAGCUGGACCGACUUUCUCACCAAAUGCUACAAUAACCUGGCACCCGGUGGCUACGUGGAGAUCCAGGAAGCAGACCUAAACCUUCAAUCAGAUGACGGUACACUCAAGCCUGAUAACAUAAUGCUCAAGUCCCUCCGCCUCUUGACAGAAGCGUCGGUCAAGUUUGGUCGUCCGUACCAAGACAUUCCACCACUUGCAGACAUCAUGACCCAAGUUGGUUUUGUAGAUGUUGUCAUCAAGCAGUUCAAGUGGCCCAUCAACGGAUGGCCAAAGGACAAGAAGGACAAGCUAUUGGGAGAGUGGUCUUAUAUCAACAUGGUUAGUGGUCUCGAGGCGUUUACAAUGGCACCGUUGACGCGAGCUCAUGGCUGGACGCCUGAGGAAGUAACCCUGUUCCUUAUUGAUCAGAGGAAAGCGUUGGGGGACAAGAAUACUCAUGCUUAUUGGCCUAUUUAUUCCAUCUAUGGAAGGAAGGCAGCUGAAUAA